UUACACAACAGCUGUUCGUCCUGCGCAAUACGGCAUCACACUUCGCAUUUACAUUUUUGCAACAUUCUGUCUAAGUGUCAUCACGUGAAUCAAUUCUCUGUAUGAUUAUUGAGAAUUCUUCGGCAGAGUUAAUAAAGUAGAGCUUCACCGAUCACGAGUAAUUUCCCUUGCAACCGCGACUUUUUCAACUUUUAAAACAUCCUCCAGCCAUGAAUAUGAUAAGACAAAAUUUUCACCCCGAAUGUGAAAACGCUUUGAAUAAUCAAAUUAACUUGGAAUUGUAUGCCAGUUACGUGUAUCUUUCAAUGGCCUAUCACUUUGAUCGUCAUGACAUUGCCCUAUCUGGUCUCAGCAGCUACUUCAAGAAGGCUUCAGAUGACGAACGCAACCAUGCUAUGAAGUUCUUAACUUACCAAAAUAAACGCGGAGGCAGAAUCGUUUUUCUGGAUAUCAAAUGCCCUGAGAAAGGUGAUUGGGGUACCGGUAAAGAUGCCAUGAUUGAAGCGCUGAACUUGGAGAGAAAAGUAAACGAGAGCUUGCUCAAUCUACAUACCACAGCAUCUGUCCACAGUGAUCCAAACUUUUUGGACUUUUUGGAGACGGAGUUUCUGCAGGAACAAGUUGAUUCCAUCAAGGAAAUUGGAAACCAUGUCACCAACCUUGAAAGGGUUGGCGAAGGCCUGGGCGUUUUUAUGUUUGAUAAACAGUUACAGGAUUCAGACUAAAACACACCAUUCUCUCAUUGCGGAAAUAUUUGCAAUUGAGAUUAUUUUUGACGAUAAUCUACGAUUGUUAAUUUUCUGUGAUUUAAAAGCUUUUAUUAGUCAAAAUAUUUGCUGUAUCUAAUAUUUAAAUCUUGCAUAUCAGUUGCUGUAAUUUCUAAUAGUUGGAUUAUAACAUGUGCAGUAUAGGAUAAUUUUUCUGCACAAAUACUGAGUCAUGUAUAUGGACUGAUCGCUGAUUGGCGAAAGAGGCUUUCAGUUUUAUAAUUAGGUAACUCAUAUAGUCAAUUUUAAUUGCAAUAAUGCAAACAUGUAUGCAUCAAGAUUAUUAUAUGUUUCAUGUCGAUAGUUUUAAUACUCAAGUAUUCUUCAACUUUUACUAAAGCUUAUCUGUAAGGAUAUAUUGAAGUAUUUUUUAAAUAUGUGUGCUUUUGCUUACACAACCUCAGUAUCUUAGAUACUGAGAAAUAAAGAACUUGAUCUUGAAAUUCUAGUUUAUUCUAUUCCUGGAUAAAUCGAGGGCAUAUUUAUUCAUUUACAUUUUAUACGUCCUCACAGAUUUGUCAAAGAAAAUAUAGAGAAUAUUGAAUAUAAAUAUUCAAUGUAUUUGGUCAAUACAACCUUGUAUUAAUUUUUUCACAUUAUAUCUUUCCAGUGCUGGCUACAUUUUGGUUGAAAUAAGAAUGACAAAGUAUACAUCGAAACAAUUGCAACAAGCAGAAUGACUGAUGGAAAGUUUUAUACAAUUUUAUUGCGAUGUAAUGAUCGACUAUAUGCAUUGGGACUCAAAAUUCAGAACAG
Molecule: messenger RNA, 1523 nt
Organism: Neodiprion fabricii
Lineage: Eukaryota; Metazoa; Arthropoda; Insecta; Hymenoptera; Diprionidae
Product: soma ferritin-like
Exons: 3
Coding region: 210-725 (171 amino acids)
Biological process (GO): intracellular iron ion homeostasis; iron ion transport
Cellular component (GO): cytoplasm
Molecular function (GO): ferric iron binding; ferrous iron binding
Source: RefSeq, a predicted model, not a curated record